AUGGCCCGUGUGUCAAGAGCUGUAAUAUUUAUAGUUACAGUCACCUCGUUUGCCCAAAUUAUUGUCGGCCGUAGGGCCUUUAACUCGUUGCACUUUCGCAGGGUCCUCACCACGUUUGAGUGCAAGUACGCCUCAGGUUACGAAGCGCGCAUUAGUCAAGAUCAGCUGAAAAUCAACAUAACGUUGGACCUGAUUCAAGCAAUCACGGUGGACGUUUGGGCGAAGGUCAGCGUGGGGCAAAGAGAAGCCAAGAACAGCUACCGCAAUAUAUUCUCGUACAACAUGAACAUCUGCAGCUUGAUUGGCAAGGGCAAAGGCAUAAGUAUCUUCCAGAUUUGGGUGCAGAACGUCUUCAGGUACACGAACAUGCCGCGAGCCUGCCCCAUUGCUGAGGGAAACUAUUACUGGCGGAAUCUGCGACCCGACAGGGACAGCAUACCCGCCUUCCUGGUGACGGGGCACUUUCGCAUUGAUGUCCUGUUCUACAUGCGGGACUGGAGCAACGAUAUGCUGACGAACACCACUGUGUUUGUCGAUAUUAAAAUGAAAUGA
This is a messenger RNA of Drosophila navojoa, 552 nucleotides long. RefSeq lists its product as uncharacterized. The record is from RefSeq and is a predicted model, not a curated record. NCBI's taxonomy places the organism in Eukaryota, Metazoa, Arthropoda, Insecta, Diptera, Drosophilidae.